AUGGCGUUGUGUAUGUCUAAAUGUUGUUUUCUUCUUCUUCUGAUUAUUAGCUACUGUUUACUUCAAUGGUGUAAUACUGUUACCUGUGAUUGUGUUGCUCCGGAGGAACCAAUCAAAUGCUCUUCCGGCAACUCCAACUGCAUCGUCACCAACUCUCAGGGGUCCUUCCCGGACAGAAGCAUCUGUCGUGCAGCUGAUGCUGUCUAUCCUACCACCGAAGCGGAACUCAUAUCUGCUGUUUCUGCUGCAACAAUCACCAAAAGAAAGAUGAAGGUAGCAACCAGAUACAGUCACAGUGUUCCCAAGUUGGUGUGCCCUGACGGAGAAGACAGCCUAAUCAUAAGCACAAAAAAACUAAGCGAAGUAAUCAAAGUGGACAAGGAUGCUAAAACCAUUACAGUGCAAAGCGGCGUGACACUAAAGCAGCUGAUAAAGGAGGCAGCCAAGGCCAAGCUAGUGUUACCCCAUACGCCGUACUGGUGGGGUCUCACUGUUGGAGGAAUGCUUGGAACAGGUGCUCAUGGAAGCUCAUGGUGGCUGAAAGGAAGUGCUGUUCAUGACUAUGUUGUGGACCUUAGAAUCAUUAGUCCAGGGGAGUCUAAAGAUGGCUAUUACAAGAAUAGGACGCUCAAGGAAGGUGAUGCUGAUCUUGAUGCAGCUAAAGUCUCACUUGGAGUUCUUGGAGUCAUUUCUCAGGUAACGUUCAAAUUAGAGUCUAUGUUCAAGAGAUCAAUCACUUUUGAGGCAAUGGAUGAUGACAAUGGAUUAGGGGAGGAAGCCUUAAAUUUUGGGAAAAAACAUGAAUUUGGGGACAUAACAUGGUACCCAAGCCAACACCAAGUAAUAUAUCGGAUUGAUGACAGAGUUCCCUCUACCACUCCUGGCAAUGGUGUCAAUAACUACUUCCCCUUCCGUUCAACUGCAGCAUCGGUUUUGGUAGCUAACAGAAAAAUAGAGGAGUUGGCAGAAGCAAUCAACUAUGCUGAUUUAAAAUGCUUCGGCGGAAAUGCAAUAACAGCCGCAUUGGAAGCCAUUGCAUUUGGACUCACCAACAAUGGUAAUUUCUUUACGGGCUACCCUGUAAUUGGCUAUCAAAAUCAACUUCAAUCAGCAGGAGGAUGCCUUACUCCAGGGUCUUGUUUACUUCAAUCAUACUGCCCAUGGGAUCCAAGAACAAAUGGUCAAUACUUUUUCAUUAAUGGGUUUAGUAUAGGAAUCUCCAAAGUGAAGAACUUCAUUCAAGAUAUACAAAAACUAGUUGAACUAGAGCCAAAAUCAUUGUGCGGAGUAGAACUAUACAAUGGCAUCCUAAUGAGGUAUGUUAGCGCCUCUACAGCCUAUCUCGGAAAGGAUGAAGAUGGAAUAGACUUUGACAUUGUUUAUUACCGAAGCAAAGAUCCAUUGGCUCCUAGGAUGUUCGAGGACAUACUCGAGGAAAUAGAACAAAUGGCCGUGUUCAAGUACAAUGGUAUGCCUCAUUGGGGGAAGAAUCGAAAUAUAGCCUUUGAGGGGGCAAUGAAGAAGUAUAAGGAUGGUGAAAAGUUCUUAGAUGUGAAGAAGAGGUAUGAUCCCUUAAGUUUGUUUUCAAAUGAAUGGACAGACCAAAUAUUGGGGCUUAAAGAAGGAUUGAGUAUUUACAAAGAAGGAUGUGCACUUGAAGGGCUUUGCAUAUGUUCUGAGGAUAUUCAUUGUGCCCCUAACAAGGGGUAUUUGUGUAGACAAGGAAGGGUCUAUAAAGAAGCUAAGGUUUGCAGAAAAAUGAAAUCAACUCAAGAGAUUUAAAUGUAGUGAAUUUCUUGUCAAGUUUCUAUGUAAUACAACUUACUACACUAUGGA
Molecule: messenger RNA, 1836 nt
Organism: Spinacia oleracea (spinach)
Lineage: Eukaryota; Viridiplantae; Streptophyta; Magnoliopsida; Caryophyllales; Amaranthaceae
Product: probable L-gulonolactone oxidase 4
Exons: 5
Coding region: 1-1782 (593 amino acids)
Cellular component (GO): membrane
Molecular function (GO): FAD binding; D-arabinono-1,4-lactone oxidase activity
Source: RefSeq, a predicted model, not a curated record